Messenger RNA from Penicillium robsamsonii, 192 nucleotides. RefSeq lists its product as uncharacterized. NCBI's taxonomy places the organism in Eukaryota, Fungi, Ascomycota, Eurotiomycetes, Eurotiales, Aspergillaceae. The record is from RefSeq and is a predicted model, not a curated record. The coding region runs from base 1 to 192 and encodes 63 amino acids. The transcript has 2 exons.
AUGGCAGGAAGCCACAGCCAUGCAGCCACCGAUGAUAAAGGCUGCUUGGAGGUGGAGUGGUUCAUUAUGGCACCAUCCACAUAUUUCAUGCUGAUGGUCCAUACAAUUUCAGAUUCCUACGUCAACGCCUCUUUCGUGGGUGGAGUCUGCCAGUAUUGGAGUGAUAUGGAAGAUGGAUGGGAUCAUACAUGA